Molecule: messenger RNA, 2736 nt
Organism: Gopherus flavomarginatus (Mexican gopher tortoise)
Lineage: Eukaryota; Metazoa; Chordata; Testudines; Testudinidae
Exons: 2
Coding region: 865-2640 (591 amino acids)
Molecular function (GO): zinc ion binding; nucleic acid binding
Source: RefSeq, a predicted model, not a curated record
CUGUUGGAGUUUUUCUUUACUUCAGGGAAAUUGAGUCUGUACUCACCAGGGAAUUGGUGGGAGGAAGAAAUCAGGGGAGAUCUAUCGGUGUGUGUUGAAUUGGCUAGCCUGAUUUUGCAUUCCCUCUGGGGAAAUAGGAAAGUCCUUUUUGUUUCCAGGAUUGGGAAGAGAGAGGGGGAGUCACUCUGUGUAGUUUCACAGAGCUUGUGUCUGUGUAUCUCUCCAGGAGCACCUGGAGGGGGGAAGGGAAAAAGGAUUAUUUCCCUUUGUUGUGAGACUCAAGGGAUUUGGGUCUUGGGGUCCCCAGGGAAGGUUUUUCAGGGGGACCAGAGUGCCCCAAAACACUCUAAUUUUUUGGGUGGUGGCAGCAAGUACCAGGUCCAAGCUGGUAGCUAAGCUUGGAGGUUUUCAUGCUAACCCCCAUAUUUUGGACGCUAAGGUCCAGAUCUGGGACUUAGGUUUUGACAUGAGUGGCAGCGGGUGGGAGAUAGACAGUAUCCAGAAGCCAGUAGGAAUAUUAUAUUUUUCUUUUCUCUGCUAAGGGCUUUUUAGCAGAGAGAAACAGUUUGGUUUUAAAAGGGAACCAGAGAGAAUUUUUUUUUCUGCUCUCUCUGGCAGUUUGUGGCUUGCAUGUUAAGCAAGAAGUCGUUAAGGUGCUAUCACGAGUCUUUUGUCACACAAUAGCACUCCCAUUGAGAGUCAUACCAGCACUAUAUAAAUGCAAAUAAAGUGGUUUUUCAGGUUUACUUAACAUUGAAGAUUCGCUAAAGGCACUGUUGCUAGGCAGACUUCAGGAGGCAACAGAGAGCCUGCAGUUCAGAAGAGAAACACCGGAGGGCACCCCAACACAAGAAAACAGGAACCAUGUCUACCAAGGCAAAAAUUGAGGCCGAAGACCAAUUCAGAGAAGCUGAACACAGGCGACAACUGGAAAUAAAACAAACAGAGAUGGAAAUAAGAGAGAGAGAAAGAGAGGCGGCCCACCGCCGAGAAAUGGAAAAACACCAAAAAGAAAUGGAAAAACAACAAAAAGAGAAUGAAGAGAAGGAAAAACAGAGAAAACAUGAACUGGAGUUGGCAAAAGCUGGGCUGCAUGUGCCAGCCAACCCUAACAACCCGGCGCCAACUAUUGCUCCACAGCACAGGAAAUUUCCCACCUACAAGGCAGGUGAUGACACCGAGGCCUUCUUGGAAAAUUUUGAAAGAGCCUGUCUUGGGUACAACAUCCCUGACGACCAGUACAUGGUAGAAUUAAGGCCACAACUCAGUGGACCUUUAGCAGAGGUGGCAGCUGAAAUGCCUAAGCAGCAAAUGAAUGACUAUAAACUUUUUCAAACCAAGGCCAGAUACAGGAUGGGGAUAACCCCAGAUCAUGCCCGUCGGCGCUUCAGAACCCAAAAGUGGAAACCAGAGGUGUCAUUUCCCAAACACGCCUACUACAUUGCAAAAAACUAUGAGGCCUGGAUAACAGGAAACAACAUUCAAACCUUGGAAGAACUGAACCUCCUCAUACAAAUGGAGCAGUUCUUGGAUGGUGUUCCUGAAGACAUCACACGGUACAUACAAGAUGGAAAACCCAAAGAUCUCGCUGAGGCGGGGGAGAUUGGAGCCAAAUGGAUGGAACUGGCAGAAAGCAAGAAAGCUACUGUCAAGGGGAACGAUUACCCCAGGGGGCACACAGACCAUAAACCCUACAACCGAGGACAGCCAAAGACCCCACAUACCACCCUAGUAAAGCCACAGACACCCUACCCUUCCACCUCACCAGUCUCCAGUAACUCACCUCGGCCCAGUGACCCAUCAGAUGGAAGAUGCUUUAAGUGUAAUGAACUGGGACAUAUCAAGGCCAACUGUCCAAAGAACACCAUGCGAGUGCAAUUCAUUACACCACCAUCACACCAAAAAUCCUCAGGCCCAGAUGCCUCUCAAAUACCCUUGGAGCGAAGGGAAAAUUUGAGAGUGGGCGGAAAGAAUGUUACUGCGUGGAGAGACACGGGGGCACAAGUGUCAGCUAUCCACCAAUCCUUCGUUGACCCCAAAUUCAUCAACCCAAAGGCCAAAGUUACAAUUUACCCCUUCAUGUCACAAGCUGUAGACUUGCCUACAGCUCAACUGCCUGUCCAGUACAAAGGCUGGUCAGGAAUGUGGACUUUUGCAGUCUAUGACAAUUAUCCUAUCCCCAUGCUACUGGGGGAAGACUUGGCCAACCAGGUGAGGCGGGCCAAGAGAGUGGGAAUGGUUACACGUAGCCAAACCAGGCAAGCUUCCAGACCCAUUCCUGUUCCUGAGCCGUCCACAGAGGCCCCGUCUGUGUUACCAGAAACCCAGACAGAGGUAGUGGACCCGGAUUCCAUGCCUACUACUGAAACAGCCACAGCAUCUCCAGUCCCAGGCCCGGAACUGGAACAGCAACCAGCACCAGCAAGUGCAACCACAUCUUCAAACUCAACGCCAGAGGGCGCCAGCGAGCCAGAACUGGCAGAAGCAAAAGACAGCCAUACCCAAAAGGCUCAGCCAGAGCCUGAAAUACCCUCAGGUGCACCAGCGGAGAGCGGUUCACCAGCACCAGAACAACCCCAUCACCUACAUCGCUUCCAAAGGGACCAAGCCCAAGUCCACAGUCUGAGGAAGAACUGGUGACCCCAGCCUCAAGGGAACAGUUCCAGACUGAGCAGGAAGCAGAUGACAGCCUUCAGAAAGCGUGGGCGGCGGCACAGAGCACCCCACUGCCUCUCA